AUGGGUCCCGAUACCUCGACGGCGGCGGCACGCAUUGCGCCGGCCGCUGCGCCGGCCCCAGCGCCGGCCGCUGCGCCGGCCCCAGCGCCGCGAGGCCGCACCAAGCCCUUCAUACCUCGAGCUGAAGCGGCGACAGAUGACGCCUCUGUGCCUGCGGCCGAGCGCCUAGUACCUAUGUUCAACGACCGCUUUCUCUUUGACGACGAACUGGAAGCCAACGAAGACUCUACGUUUGUGCGCAAGUACAACCUGUCGGCCGCUGGAGACGAUUUUCCCAUGUUCCUCAAGUCGUCGGAUGCUGGCACGCCUGCAGUGUCUGCGGCACGUGGGUCGUUUCCGGAGCUGUUCAACGAUGCACCGGCUGGCCUAGCGGCGUCACUGGCCUCGAUGCCGGCGCCGCCGCUCUCGUCGACGUUGCCGGUCGGUUCCCGGCCUGCCUCGUUUCACGGUGCGAACGGCCUCGUCCCGCCGCUUAUGAAUCCGGCGCUCAACUCGACAGGCACCAGUGCCUCUCCCAGUCCGCGUCUUGGUUCUCUGAGCGAUGCGUCUGCGACAAGCACGCCGCCCGACUCGGGUGAAACGCCUCGCUUUGCGCGUUUGGGACGAAAGGAAGAUCGGCGCAAGAACAGCCGUCUGUUUGCCGAUGAUGCCGACGUGUCCAUGGCCCGUGGACUGCGUCGUUCCGAUGUGGACUUGUCGGUGAUGCCGCUGGAGGACCUGCAGGGGGAGAUCUCGCAUCUGUGUCGUGACCAGUACGGGUGCCGCUUUCUCCAGAAGAAGCUGGAUGAAGGCAUCCCCUCGCAGUGCGAUUUGAUCUUUACCGAGACGUUCCCCCUCUUUGCCGACCUCAUGACCGAUCCGUUUGGCAACUAUCUGUGCCAGAAGCUACUGGAGCACUGCACGAAUGCGCAGCGUGACCAAAUUGUCGAGGCGAUUGCCGACGAUCUCGUGACCAUUUCGCUCAACAUGCACGGCACUCGCGCGGUCCAAAAAACGAUUGACUUUAUCUCGACGCCGGCUCAGACUCAGGCGAUCAUCUGUGCGUUUUCCCGCAAUGUGGUGACGCUCAUCAAGGAUCUGAAUGGAAACCACGUGAUCCAAAAAUGCCUGAACCGCCUGAGUGCCGCCAACAACCAGUUUAUUUACGAUGCGGUGGCGGCCAAGUGCGUGGAUGUGUCGACACAUCGCCACGGAUGCUGCGUGCUCCAGCGCUGCAUUGAUCAUGCGUCGGAUGAGCAGCGCCUGCAGCUUGUUCAGCAGAUUACGAUGUACUCGCUGACGCUUGUGCAGGACCCUUUCGGCAACUAUGUCGUGCAAUAUGUGCUGGACCUCAACGACUCGGCGUAUACCGAGUCGGUGACACAUCAGUUCCUUGGGCACGUCUGUGAGCUGUCAACACAAAAGUUCAGCUCGAACGUCAUGGAAAAGUGUAUUCGCGUAGCCGAGCCGUCGCUGCGGAAGCAGCUCGUCUCGGAACUAAUCGAGUCGGCCGGCCUGGAGGCCCUGCUGCGCGACUCGUUCGCCAACUAUGUCGUGCAGACUUGCCUGGACUAUGCAGAGCCUGCGCAGCGUGCCCAGCUUGUGGAGUGUAUCCGACCGAUUCUGCCGUCGAUCCGCAAUACUCCGUACGGCAAGCGCAUCCAAUCCAAGCUGCAGCGUGACGACAGUCAGGGGCCCAAUGGCGGGUCGGACAUGGGGCCGCGCUAUCGCCGCCAUGACGCGCGUCCGCAUCAGCCAGGUGCAUCGCAGGGACCUCGCCAAGGCGCCAGUACUGGUGCCAACGGCCGACCUGCCGCGCUGGCGCCCGGCACGCGCCCGGCACGGGCCCAGCGCAAGAGCGACCAGUACCCCCGCAGCUCUGCCGAUGCCACAGCUUCUGCAACAAUGCCAGCUUCAACCGGGGCGCCCUACCAUGUGGCACCGGACGCUGCCGCGCAGCUGUACGCUCCGUUGCAGCGUAUGCAGUUGAAUGCGGACAUGGCACCCGUGGCGCCCUUCGCCUUUACGUCGGGCGACCUGGUCAUGCCGAUGCGGAGCGCACAACAACCGUGGUAA
Malassezia sympodialis ATCC 42132 is the source of this 2055-nucleotide messenger RNA. RefSeq lists its product as uncharacterized. The coding region runs from base 1 to 2055 and encodes 684 amino acids. Gene Ontology annotation, biological process: post-transcriptional regulation of gene expression. The record is from RefSeq and is a predicted model, not a curated record. Gene Ontology annotation, molecular function: mRNA binding. The transcript has 2 exons. Gene Ontology annotation, cellular component: cytoplasm. Lineage: Eukaryota; Fungi; Basidiomycota; Malasseziomycetes; Malasseziales; Malasseziaceae.